UUAUGUGUAGUGUUUUAUUCCCGCGGCCACCGGGAAUAGUUAGUAAUUCUGCUCGGACCGGCCCAGUCCGCCCAGGCCGCUGGACUAAAUUAGUAGUUCUACCGCAGUCGACCGGUGCGCACAUCGCGGUCUAACAACGCUUAAAUCCGACCCCCAGCCAGAGUUCUACCGGGCUGAAGAAGUGGACCGACGGCGAAAGUGGAGUAGAGUAGAAACUUCCUGCGGAUGCUGCAGAGCGGAACCGUUACUAUCUACUUGUGUAUGUGUUUUUUUUGUGAAUUGAAUUAGGAACUGGUGCGCGUCGUCAUCGAUGGGUUUAGCGCCGAAAGAAAGUCAAAGCGCAAAAGUCAGAGGUUAUCAUUGAUUCUCGUGCGUGUUUUUUUACAAUUUUAUCUAGGGCAAACUUUUCAAAAGUUUUAUUUUUCCAUUUGAGCAAGCUCAGCGUAGGUUUAUGCAAUUUUACAUAAGAUACAGGAAUAGCGCAAUUUUUUAUUAUUAAUUUCAACCAGCGAUUUUGUUACUAAGUUAAGGAAUUGCCGAUCAAAGAGAAGCUAUUGAAUCGAAUUCAACAAGUUGCUAGUGUGUAAACAUUAAGGAAUCCGCCAAUACUUCAUAAGAUCAACAGUAAAUUAUUUCUAAUAAAGUGAAUCUCAAAGAAACAGCGUCGUGUCAGCUAAUAAAAACGAAUCGAAAUGUCCGACCGCCAACUAGCCCUGCUGGAGGAGAAAAAACCGUUGAACCGGAUUUUCAUGCGCCCGGGUGUGAUUGAGGAGGAACCGGAUUCGCUGGACAGUGUGAUCGGAAACCUGCCGCUGACUAUUGUUCCCAGCCUAUCCCGGAUUUCCACCCAUGGUAGUGGGUUCAGCCGGCAGGAGAGUGUGAGAAGCCGAGCAUUCCGUCCGGGCACAACUCGAAAGUACCGUAAGCGGGCCAUCCUAAAGAACGGAGAGUGCAACAUUUCAACCUCCAAAGUGUCCCAGCAGCGGUUGCGUUUCCUGCAGGAUAUCUUCACCACCCUGGUGGAUGCCCAGUGGCGCUGGACGUUGCUGGUGUUUGCCUUCAGCUUCGUCGGUUCCUGGCUGUUCUUCGCGGUGAUCUGGUGGUUGAUUGCCUUUACACACGGCGACCUCGAGGAGUUACAUCUGCCGGAUAAUCAAGCCGAAACCGGUUGGAAUCCGUGCGUGUACAACAUCCGCUCGUUCACCUCCUGCUUCCUGUUCUCGAUCGAAACGCAGCACACGAUCGGUUACGGUGUGCGAACGACGACGGAGGAAUGCCCGGAGGCGAUUUUCAUCAUGUGCUUCCAGUCGAUCUACGGCGUCAUGAUACAGGCCUUCAUGGUUGGCAUUGUGUUUGCCAAGAUGACCCGACCGAAGCAUCGAACGCAGACGUUGCUGUUCUCGAAACAUGCCGUGAUCUGUCAGCGCGAUGGAGAGUUGUGCUUCAUGUUCCGGGUUGGUGAUAUGCGCAAGAGUCACAUUAUCGGGGCGAAUGUGAGGGCGCAAUUGAUUCGGACCAAGACCACUAAGGAAGGCGAGGUGUUGAUGCAGUACCAGUCCGAACUGGAGGUCGGGGUUGACGGUGGUGCUUCUGAUAUGUUCUUCAUCUGGCCCCAGGUGGUGGUUCAUAAAAUCAAUUCGGAUUCACCGUUGUACAACAUGUCGGCAACGGAUUUGCUGCAGGAUCGGUUCGAGGUUGUUGUUAUCUUGGAGGGUACGGUGGAGUCGACGGGACAGUCGACCCAAGCCAGAUCGAGUUAUGUCAACUCGGAGAUACUGUGGGGACAUCGAUUUGAGCCGGUGGUUUUCUAUAACAAGGAAAUUCAAGGCUAUGAAAUCAACUACAGUAAGUUCGACGAGACGCAGCAGGUGGAUACGCCCCUUUGCUCGGCACGUGAGUUGGCCGAAUUCUACAAGAUUCAGGACGACUACAAAAGCAAUGACCAUCUCGACAACAUCUCCUCGAAGACGCUGCUGGAACAGCGCUGGCAGUACAAAUACCGCUCGCUGAUGGACACCCUCAGCCAAUCGGUCAACCUCGAGGACGAAACUGGAUCCUUGCGACUCAGCAGGCACCCAUCUAAUCGAUCCUAUCUUACGAUCCAGAAUGUCCCCCGGAGGCACCGAUCCUAUGUGCAGCUGGAGAACAACCUGCGCAAUCUGUUCGAUUCAGUGCCGCCACCGGCGAAACGUGCCCCUUCCGCUUCCGUUCCGCUUUCCUCUUCCUCCACCACACAGCCUGUUCCUGCACCUGCACCAACUCAAGCCCCUGUUUCAGGGGAAUGUGGAGAACCUCCGAGAUAUUCUCCUCCACCGCCGGCGAUCUGCGACGGCGUGUUUACUUUCGGAAGCAAUCGCAAUCGGAGCGGUUCGACGAGGAGUCGGUCCAGCAACUAGCGGCCGCUGAGCACGAGAAAUGAGAUCUUUGCUUUUAGUUUUGUUUAGGUUUUAUUCUGAGGUAGAAUAUCGAAUCCUAGCAUUAGGCAGGUAGGUAGUAACCAAUUUGAUUACCAACGGUAGGCUGUAAGAUUAGUUAGGAAUGAAUGAGUAUUAUUUUAAGGAUGAAGAUGAAAGAAAUAUUAAAACCAGUGAUAUUUUAUCCGACGACGACUGUUGAACACGUUGAAAAUA
Molecule: messenger RNA, 2630 nt
Organism: Topomyia yanbarensis
Lineage: Eukaryota; Metazoa; Arthropoda; Insecta; Diptera; Culicidae
Product: G protein-activated inward rectifier potassium channel 3-like
Exons: 5
Coding region: 693-2396 (567 amino acids)
Biological process (GO): regulation of monoatomic ion transmembrane transport; potassium ion import across plasma membrane
Cellular component (GO): plasma membrane
Molecular function (GO): inward rectifier potassium channel activity
Source: RefSeq, a predicted model, not a curated record